Centrocercus urophasianus (Greater sage-grouse) is the source of this 1080-nucleotide messenger RNA. RefSeq names its product prolactin-releasing peptide receptor-like. Gene Ontology annotation, cellular component: neuron projection; plasma membrane. Gene Ontology annotation, biological process: G protein-coupled receptor signaling pathway. NCBI's taxonomy places the organism in Eukaryota, Metazoa, Chordata, Aves, Galliformes, Phasianidae. Gene Ontology annotation, molecular function: neuropeptide Y receptor activity; neuropeptide binding. The record is from RefSeq and is a predicted model, not a curated record.
AUGGCACUCUCCAAUGACUCCUGGCAGAACACCUCAGCCCCUCUCUUCACAGGUCUCGACCUCUUGCUGGAGCUUAAGCCGCUCUUCAUCCCUCUCUACGCCACCUUGGUGGCUGUGGCGUGUUUGGGGAACUUCUUCCUCAUUCUCCUCAUCGCUCUCACCAAAAAGCUGCACUGCACCACCAAUUUCCUCAUUGGCAACUUGGCAGCGGCUGACUUUGUCAUGUGCCUGGCCUGUGUCCCUCUGACUGUCUCCUAUGCCUUCGAGGUGCGGGGUUGGCUUUUUGGGAUGUUCAUGUGCUACUUUGUCACCCUGAUGCAGGCCACCACCAUGUUUGUCUCGGUGCUGUCCCUCACCGCCAUCGCCAUUGACCGCUACAUUGUCGUGGCCUACCCCAUCCGCCGAAGGAUAAGCUGCAAGUCCUGUGUCUGCAUCAUGGCCUGCAUCUGGCUUCUCUCCAUCCUGGCCUCGGUUCCUACCUCACUGCACACGCAAUACUUGGAUCUCAACACCAUUGGCCAUGACAUGAUCAUCUGCGAGGAGUUUUGGAAGCACAAGGAGAGGGAGCGGCUGCUGUACUCAUGUCUGAUGCUCCUCUUGUCCUACAUGCUCCUGCUGCUGGCAGUAUCGGUCUCCUUCUGUGCCAUCUCCCACCACCUGCAGAAGAGGAACAUCCCAGGAGCUGCCUACCCGUGCCAAGACAAGUGGAGCAAAAUGAAGCAGAAGACCUUCCGGGUGCUCACCGUCUCUGUAGUUUGCUUUGCUGUCUGCUGGCUGCCCCUCCAGGUCGUCAACUUCAUCAGAGACAUUGACGAAGAGUUCACCAUCCUGGACAAAAGAUAUGUGAACGUCAUCCAGGUCUCAUGCCACCUGAUUGCCAACUCUGCCUGCUACAACCCCUUCAUCUACGCCUCUCUCCAUGACAAGUUCCGCUUCCACCUCAGCAGUUACUUCUACUGCAAGAAGAAGAGCUCCAGCACUGUGUCUUACAAGGUUUCUCGGUUCAACAUCUGCUCCACCUUGGCAGACACCCCAGCUGGAGUCCCGGAUAAGACAGCUUUGCAAACCAGAUUCUCUUAG